Messenger RNA from Prorocentrum cordatum, 151 nucleotides. NCBI's taxonomy places the organism in Eukaryota, Dinophyceae, Prorocentrales, Prorocentraceae. The record is from the annotation of a GenBank genome assembly.
GUGGGGCCUCGCGGCGCCCUCGACUGCCGCAUUCGGCUUCAUGGCCGCAGCGGUGAGCAUGCACAGCACGGCCCGUCUGAUCCCCGACUGGCCGAUCUCCGAGCAAGAUGCACUGAGCGCCGCGCUGGCGGGCGUGAGGGGCAUGCGGAUG